Gadus chalcogrammus (walleye pollock) is the source of this 1205-nucleotide messenger RNA. It is a transcript of the gene styxl1, whose product is annotated as serine/threonine/tyrosine interacting-like 1. Gene Ontology annotation, cellular component: mitochondrion. Gene Ontology annotation, molecular function: protein phosphatase inhibitor activity; pseudophosphatase activity; protein phosphatase binding. NCBI's taxonomy places the organism in Eukaryota, Metazoa, Chordata, Actinopteri, Gadiformes, Gadidae. Gene Ontology annotation, biological process: positive regulation of intrinsic apoptotic signaling pathway; protein dephosphorylation; negative regulation of cytoplasmic stress granule assembly. The coding region runs from base 139 to 1041 and encodes 300 amino acids. The transcript is spliced from 8 exons. The record is from RefSeq and is a predicted model, not a curated record.
CUGCAAACAGACGCAUCCCGACCGGACGGCGCUGCUGAGUAGGCUACACUAUCAUUACAACUGUAGUCUUACGAGUCGUACCAGCACAGUAAGGUUGAAAUAUUGUCGGUGUAAGUCACCUAGAUAAACCUGUAUGCCAUGGCCUACACCCGCAACAUGGGUGGCGUAAUGAUCUGUGAACCGAGUGUGUUGUACAACAUGCUCAAUCAAUACACCAAUGUCUCCAAGUUGGCAGAAAUAAAUUACCUCUACUUAAUUGAUUCCCGAUAUAAAUUGGAUUAUAACACUGGCCAUAUCAUAACAGCUAAAAAUGCACAGCGGGAUAGCAAGGGCAUGUUUGUGGUUCCAGAGAAUGUGGAAGUUGAGAGCAUGAGGCAUAUAGUGGUGUACGACUCUGACACGAGUUCUCUGAAAGACUUGGGUGAAGCCGUAAGAUGUGCGGAGGUUCUCGCUAAAGUGAGCCUCUAUCCCGUCUUCGUCGUGAGAGGAGGAUACCAGAAGUUCUCUGCACUCUACCCGUUUUUCAGAAGCUUUAAAAUCAUGUACACUAUAAUGGAGCUGGACAAUUUCGAGCCCUACCCAGUGGAGAUUGUAGUGGGCCUACUGUACAUGGCCGAUCACAACCAGGCCAGGAGUCCCAGAAUGUGUGAGGACCUGAAGAUCAGCGCCAUGCUCAAUGUUUCAAGUACUGCGCUUGAUUGUGAGACUGCGAACCACCCAAUUCUUGAUGUGUGCCUGGCGGACUCUGUCACGGCAGAUCUGUUCUCUAGUUUGAAGAGGAUCUGUGUUUUUAUUGGUUCUCACGUGAAAAAAGGCUCUCCUGUUAUGGUAACUUCCACCCACGGGAUCAGCCGCUGUAGUGCUGCUACCAUCGCUUUCCUCAUGCACCAUUUCAAAUACACGUUGGAGGAUGCAUGGAAAUAUUUGAAAAAGUGCAAGUCUAACAUGAGGCCAAACAGGGGCUUUGUGCAACAGCUGUCCGACUGGGAGCUUCACACAACGGGACAAAGAUCAACGGAUAUCUCGGAACCUAAUUUCUGAUCAAAUAAUUGAUUUUGCAAAAUAAAAGUCAGUUUAUUUCGGAAAAAUCUGGAAAUAGUGUUUCUGAGUUCAUUUAAAUUGAUUGUUUGUUAUUGAUAAAUAAAAUAAAGAGGAAUAAAGUGUAUUAAUUUAUUUAACAUGUAACGGCAAAAGUUUUGACAAAA